Messenger RNA from Spodoptera exigua (beet armyworm), 321 nucleotides. NCBI's taxonomy places the organism in Eukaryota, Metazoa, Arthropoda, Insecta, Lepidoptera, Noctuidae. The record is from the annotation of a GenBank genome assembly.
AUGGCGGAAUUUUACCGCGCUAAUGAAACAUCAGUGCAGUUCUAUCAACGAUGUACGAAUUUAUCAUAUUUCGACUGUUCGGAGGAAGAAAUGCUGUGGAUUAUGAUGGGACCUCGGACCUUACCUCUGCAGAAGAUUGUUCCUAUAUCCGUGCUACUGCUGGUGAUAUUCUUGACCGGAGUUGUGGGCAACGUGGCUGUGUGUGUGGUGAUUGUGAAGCACCCAGCCAUGCACACUGCUACCAAUUAUUACCUGUUCAGCUUGGCGUUGAGUGACUUGCUGCUGUUGCUGUUUGUUUUUAUCAUGUUGGGCGAAAAAUAA